CAGAACAUUGUUUGCAAAUACGCUUCCCUAUAUACUCGCCACUCUGCAAAAGAAUAAAUGAUAAAAAAUAUAAGCUUCUAAUUUCCUAAAUCUAUUUUAUAAAGCAAAUUCCAUCUCCCAGUGAUCCUCAAGCAAGCUCACUGUACUUCCUUCAUUGGUCUCAGAUCCUGACCGUUAAGAACUGGGUUUUCUGCAUUUUGUAAAAGGGAUCCAAACCCAGUUCACAAGAUCACAGCUUUUUCUAUACUUCAUCUUCAUUUUGAGAUUUACAGGCUAAACCCUAAGCCAAAAUCCAUCUGGGUAUCCAUUCAGAUUAGUGUUUUCAAGAUUCUCCCUUUGAUAAUGGGACCCUACCAAGAUUAGAUUUUUUGAUUAGGGUUUUGGUUGAAGCUGUGUAAAAGUUGAGGGUUUUGGUUGGUGAGUGAAUAAAGAUGACACAAUUGCUGUUCUUGGUAGUGUUUGCUGAGGCAUUUGUGGCAUUUCUUCUGAUGGUGAAAAUUGGGCCACUAAGAGAGCUGGUGAUGAACUGUUUGGAUCAAGUGAAGAUGAGAAAAGGGACUGUGUUGACAAUUGCUGGUACAAUGUCUGUCAUAUUGUUUUCCAAUUGGAUUAGCAUUGUUAAAAUCCAGAAUAAGGGUGCUAAGAUUGGUACAAUGACACCAAUGGAUCAGGUUCUUUGGAGGACUCACUUGCUGGAGGCAUCUUUGAUGGGAUUUUCUCUGUAUCUUGGUUUCUUAAUUGAUCGCAUGCACCGUCAUCUUAGGAAACUAAUUAACUUGAGAAAAAACGGCGGUUCUUCAAAACAAGAAAUAGAAAAGCUCAACAAAGAAAAAACGGAGCUUCAAGAAAAUGAACGGAAAGCAAAGGAAGAAAUAAUAAGAUUGAAGAAGGAGAUAUCAAAUUUAACAGAGAAUUUACAGAAGAUAAAACUGGAGUCUAAAAAGAAAGAUGAACAAGUUGAAACCGCAGAAGCUCAUGUUACUUCCCUUCAAAAACAAUCUGCUGAUUUGCUUCUCGAAUAUGAUCGGCUUCUUGAAGAUAACCAACUUCUUCAGGCUAAAGUGUUGAGUUACAGGGGAUGAAGAAUCUUUCCGACCAAUUGAAAAUUUUGGGGUUGAUUUCAGAUUAUUCUCUGUUUGAACCAAUUAUUUUCAGAUUAUGUUGUUGUAUACAAACAGCUAAUGCUGAUCAAUCUGGAAAUGUUUUGCUACGGAAAAAUAAUUUUUUUAGUGUAAAAUAUUGGAUUUUUAAGA
This is a messenger RNA of Helianthus annuus (common sunflower), 1253 nucleotides long. RefSeq lists its product as uncharacterized. The transcript is spliced from 3 exons. NCBI's taxonomy places the organism in Eukaryota, Viridiplantae, Streptophyta, Magnoliopsida, Asterales, Asteraceae. The record is from RefSeq and is a predicted model, not a curated record. Gene Ontology annotation, biological process: endoplasmic reticulum to Golgi vesicle-mediated transport; intracellular protein transport. Gene Ontology annotation, cellular component: endoplasmic reticulum membrane; endoplasmic reticulum. Bases 432 to 1082 code for a protein of 216 amino acids.